Messenger RNA from Aspergillus candidus, 444 nucleotides. RefSeq names its product putative ubiquitin conjugating enzyme (UbcD). NCBI's taxonomy places the organism in Eukaryota, Fungi, Ascomycota, Eurotiomycetes, Eurotiales, Aspergillaceae. Gene Ontology annotation, cellular component: nucleus. The coding region runs from base 1 to 444 and encodes 147 amino acids. The transcript has 5 exons. Gene Ontology annotation, molecular function: ubiquitin conjugating enzyme activity. Gene Ontology annotation, biological process: protein polyubiquitination; ubiquitin-dependent protein catabolic process. The record is from RefSeq and is a predicted model, not a curated record.
AUGGCUCUCAAGAGAAUCAACAAGGAACUCACUGACCUCGGCCGUGAUCCCCCCUCGUCUUGCUCGGCUGGUCCUUCUGGAGAUGACCUGUUCCACUGGCAAGCAACGAUCAUGGGUCCUGGUGACUCCCCAUACUCCGGCGGUGUCUUCUUCCUCUCGAUCCACUUCCCCACCGACUAUCCGUUCAAGCCCCCCAAGGUCAACUUCACCACGCGCAUCUACCACCCCAACAUCAACUCCAACGGCAGCAUCUGUCUAGAUAUUCUCCGAGACCAGUGGAGCCCCGCUCUCACCAUCUCCAAGGUGCUGCUGUCCAUCUGCUCGAUGCUCACAGACCCCAACCCGGAUGAUCCGUUGGUGCCCGAGAUCGCCCACGUCUACAAGACCGACCGUCCCCGGUACGAAGCCACCGCUCGUGAGUGGACGCGCAAGUACGCCAUUUGA